GCGAAGCAUGCUGGGACCAGCUUUCCAGCCUCCCGGCGGCCCCCGCGAAGGGCGUACGUCAGGAACUGGCUGGGGGCGGCCGUUCUCCGUAAGAUGGCUGACCGGCGGCGGCAGCGCGCUUCGCAGGACACAGAGGACGAGGAGUCCGGUGCUUCCGGCUCAGACAGCGGCGGCUCCCCGGCUCGGGGCGGCGGGGGCUGCAGCGGUAGCACCGGAGGCGGCGGCAGCGGCUCUCUGCCUUCCCAGCGCGGAGGCCGAGCUGGGGCCCUCCAUCUGCGGCGGGUGGAGAGCGGGGGGGCCAAGAGCGCCGAGGAGUCUGAGUGUGAGAGUGAAGAUGGCAUCGAGGGCGAUGCUGUUCUUUCGGAUUAUGAAAGUGCAGAAGACUCAGAAGGUGAAGAAGGGGAGUACAGUGAAGAGGAAAACUCCAAAGUGGAGCUGAAAUCAGAAGCCAAUGAUGCUGCUAAUUCUUCAGCAAAAGAAGAGAAGGGGGAAGAAAAGCCGGACUCCAAAGGCACUGUGACGGGGGAGCGGCAGAGCGGGGAUGGGCAGGAGAGCACAGAGCCUGUGGAGAACAAAGUCUCCAAGCAUUUGGAUGACGACGAAGAUCGGAAGAACCCCGCCUACAUCCCCCGGAAAGGGCUUUUCUUUGAGCAUGAUCUUCGAGGGCAAACUCAGGAGGAGGAAGUCAGACCCAAGGGGCGUCAGCGGAAGCUGUGGAAGGAUGAGGGUCGCUGGGAACAUGACAAGUUCCGGGAAGAUGAGCAGGCCCCGAAGUCCCGCCAGGAGCUCAUUGCUCUUUACGGGUAUGACAUCCGUUCAGCUCACAAUCCUGAUGACAUCAAACCCCGAAGAAUCCGGAAACCCAGGUUUGGGAGUCCUCCACAAAGAGAUCCAAAUUGGGUUGGUGAGCGACCAAACAAGUCUCAUCGCCACCAGGGUCCUGGGGGGACCCUCCCACCAAGGACAUUUGUCAAUAGGAAAGCUGCAGGGACCGGUCGCAUGUCUGCCCCUAGGAACUACUCUCGAUCUGGGGGCUUCAAGGAAGGUCGUGCUGGAUUCAGGCCUGUGGAGACUGGCGGACAGCAUGGUGGCCGGUCUGGUGAGACUGUUAAACAUGAGAGUAGUUACCGGUCACGGCGCCUGGAGCAGACUCCUGUGCGGGAUCUGUCUCCAGAAGAAGAUGCUCAAGUGCUUGGCAGUCCUGAGAAGGAAGAGGUGGCCUCAGAGACACCAGCUCCUGUUUCUGCUCCUGACACUGCACCCCCGCCCCCUGACAGACCUAUUGAGAAGAAGUCCUAUUCCCGUGUAAGAAGAACCAGAACCAAAGCUGGAGAUGCAGUCAAGAUUGCAGAGGAGAUGCCACCUCUACCUGAAGGGCUAACCCCCACCCCUCAAGUUCCAGAAACUACUCCUCCUUCACCUGCUAAGACUGGGAACUGGGAGGCUCCAGUGGAUUCUGCUACAAGUGGACUUGAGCAAGAUGUGGCACAAUUGAGUAUAACAGAGCAGAAUUGGAAUCCAGGGCAACCUUCAUUCCUGCCACCACGCGAACUUCGGGGUAUGCACAACCACAUACACAUGGGAGGACCUCCACCUCAGUUUAACCGGCUGGAAGAAAUGGGUGUCCAGGGUGGGCGAGCCAAACGCUAUUCAUCUCAGCGGCAGAGACCUGUGCCGGAGCCCCCUGCCCCUCCCGUGCAUAUCAGUAUCAUGGAGGGACAUUACUAUGAUCCACUGCAAUUCCAGGGACCAAUCUAUACCCAUGGAGACAGCCCUGCCCCACUGCCUCCUCAGGGCAUGAUUGUGCAGCCAGAAAUGCACCUUCCCCACCCAGGUUUACAUCCCCAUCAGACACCAGCGCCUCUGCCCAAUCCGGGCCUCUAUCCUACACCAGUGUCCAUGUCUCCAGGACAGCCUCCGCCUCAGCAGUUGCUUGCUCCUACUUACUUUUCUGCCCCAGGCGUCAUGAACUUUGGUAAUCCCAGCUACCCUUAUGCUCCAGGAGCGCUGCCUCCCCCACCACCUCCUCAUCUAUAUCCUAAUACACAGGCCCCAUCACAGGUAUAUGGAGGAGUGACUUACUAUAACCCCGCCCAGCAGCAGGUGCAGCCGAAGCCCUCCCCACCCAGGAGGACUCCCCAGCCAGUCACCAUCAAGCCCCCGCCUGAGAACAGCAGAGGUGAGAACCCAGGAAAGAAGAGAAAUACAGCUGGCUGCCUACCACCAGGAGGGCUUCAGAGAUAAAGGGUGGCUCCUACCACAGCAGCUGAAUGAGGAGGACCCUGGCUUCCUCUGAGGACAGGCUCUGUUAGAGACAGGGAGAAACAAGGGGACUUCCGACUGUCUCCACUCUGCUGGAGUUAGUGCGCUCAGAGGAGCAGAGGUCAGACAGCCCACACCUAGUCUCCGUCUAGAAACCCAGGUUUCUGGCUCUUCUUCACUUUGUCCUAGGAAAUUCAAAUGUCUUCUGCUCCCAGGGAAGCUCCUUCCUGUUUGUUUUGUCUUUUUAUCUCCCUCCCCCUCUCGCUCUCUCGCUUUCCCUCUUUCUCUGCCUUUAAUUGAGACAAGUUCAUUUUCCCAGUUUGCUGGCUCCUCUGGUUCCCUUUUGGUUCUUCCCUACAAGGCAGAUAAUUGAGAAUUGCCAGCUAGUCUUUUCCCACCAAAUCUACCGCGAUCUGGCCUUUCACUUCUGGUUGGACUUCGUUAUAUACUUGGAGUCUCCUAACUUCUCUGACUCAAAGUGUAUGGUAGGAGCCCUUGUUUCGGUUUUUAGGAGCCUGAGUCUCCAUCAGUAGUCUCCGGUAGUCUUCAGGCCAGUACUGAGGAUAGAGUCUACAGUGGGGAGAGAUGGCAAAUCAGAUGCUUCUGUGAGAAAGGGAGGGUGGAGUGAGCGCCUUUGCCCGUUAGGGAUGUGUGUUCACAGUCCUCAGGGCUCAGUCUUUGAGGUAAGUGGUAUAAGGACCUGCUGCUUUCCAUCCCUCUUAACACACUCCUUUUCCAAUUGCUGUGGACCAAUACAU
Molecule: messenger RNA, 3020 nt
Organism: Pipistrellus kuhlii (Kuhl's pipistrelle)
Lineage: Eukaryota; Metazoa; Chordata; Mammalia; Chiroptera; Vespertilionidae
Gene: CASC3
Product: CASC3 exon junction complex subunit
Exons: 13
Coding region: 94-2244 (716 amino acids)
Biological process (GO): mRNA processing
Cellular component (GO): exon-exon junction complex
Molecular function (GO): mRNA binding
Source: RefSeq, a predicted model, not a curated record